AUGGCGACAAAUAUAGGGAUUAUGGAUAGUGCAUACUUUGUCGGUAGGAAUGAGAUUCUUUCUUGGAUUAAUGCCAGGCUUCAGCUCAAUCUUUCUCGCAUUGAGGAGGCUGCAUCUGGGGCUGUACAGUGCCAGAUGAUGGACAUGACUUAUCCAGGUGUUGUUCCAAUGCACAAGGUGAAUUUCGAUGCAAGGACUGAAUAUGAUAUGAUUCAAAACUAUAAGGUGCUCCAGGAUGUUUUCAAUAAACUGAAAAUUGAGAAGCAUAUUGAAGUUAACAGACUUGUUAAGGGCAGAACUUUGGAUAACCUUGAGUUUCUUCAAUGGCUUAAACGCUACUGUGAUUCCAUAAACGGGGGCAUCAUGAAUGAAAAUUAUAAUCCUGUGGAGCGCAGAUGUAAAGGUGGAAGGGAAAAAUGUCUCAAGCCUCUGAGAAGCUCAAAGUCUCUGCAAACAAAUAACUCUCACAACCAUGGUGCUGGGGAUGGCUUAAGCAUCAACAAAGUAUCUGGUUAUCUUAAUGAAGGGAACAAGCCAGGGAAACCAUACCAAGUAUCUAGUGGGACAAAUUCCUCUGAGAUUCAGGCAUUAACGAAGGAGAUUACAGAUCUGAAGCUCUCUGUCGACCUUCUGGAAAAGGAAAGAGAUUUCUACUUCGGGAAGUUACGAGACAUUGAGAUACUCUGUCAGACCCCGGAAUUGGACAAUCACCCGAUGGCUGUGGCAGUUAAGAGGAUUUUAUACGCUGCAGACGAGAAGGAACCUGCACUUGAAGAAGCGCAAGAGAUAAUUUCUCAGUCCAUUAAUGAUGAUGUUCAAGCUGAUGCCAAUGAGGAUCAUGAUGCCGAAAACUGA
Oldenlandia corymbosa var. corymbosa is the source of this 855-nucleotide messenger RNA. Lineage: Eukaryota; Viridiplantae; Streptophyta; Magnoliopsida; Gentianales; Rubiaceae. The record is from the annotation of a GenBank genome assembly.